This is a messenger RNA of Microtus oregoni (creeping vole), 594 nucleotides long. RefSeq names its product TLE family member 5-like. Gene Ontology annotation, biological process: negative regulation of canonical Wnt signaling pathway; regulation of DNA-templated transcription. The record is from RefSeq and is a predicted model, not a curated record. Gene Ontology annotation, molecular function: protein binding; transcription corepressor activity. The transcript has a single exon. The coding region runs from base 1 to 594 and encodes 197 amino acids. Gene Ontology annotation, cellular component: nucleus; transcription regulator complex. Lineage: Eukaryota; Metazoa; Chordata; Mammalia; Rodentia; Cricetidae.
AUGUUUCCUCAAAGCCGGCACUCAGGCUCCUACCACCUCCCCCAGCAGCUCAAGUUCACCACCUCCGACUCCUGUGACCGCAUCAAAGAUGAGUUCCAGUUGCUGCAAGCACAGUACCACAGCCUCAAGCUGGAGUGUGACAAGCUGGCCAGCGAGAAAUCAGAGAUGCAGCAGCGGCAUUACGUCAUAUACUAUGAGAUGUCCUAUGGAUUGAACAUGGAGAUGCAUAAACAGGCUGAAAUCGUGAAGAGGCUGAAUGGGAUUUGCGCCCAGGUUCUGCCCUGUUUGUCACAGGAGCAUCAGCAACAGGUUCUGGGAGCUAUCGAGAGAGCCAAGCAGGUCACGGUUCCUGAGCUGAACUCCAUCAUCCGACAGCAGCUCCAGGCUCACCAGCUGUCCCAGCUGCUGGCGCUGGCCCUGCCCCUGACACCGCUGCUCGUGGGGCUCCAGCCGCCAUCACUCCCUGCAGUCAGCGCGGGCACCGGCCUGCUGUCUCUUUCGGCUCUGGGCUCUCAGGCACACCUCUCUAAGGAGGACAAGAAUGGACAUGAUGGGGACACCCACCAGGAGGAUGACGGCGAGAAGUCGGAUUAG